GAGAUAAGAAUAGCUUGAUUGAGAGCGAGUGAAAGAGUAGCUCUGUUUUCCAAUUUCCAGUAAUGUCCUUGAAAUCAAUCUGCUUCUCUGUUUGGCUCCCUAGCCCUUCUCCGAGUACCGCUGCUCCUGCUUCAAUCUCUUCCCCCUAUUCCUUUCCUUUGAGAAAUCCAAACCACUCCGUCUCCAAUUCCGGUUCUUCAAGGCCUCACCUGCUGCAUUUCUCGAACAAGCUCGACUCCGCGUUCUUGUCUGAGGAUGACGACGAUUCCGAUUCCGAUUCCGAUUCAGAAGCAGAGAAAUCGGAAGUUGAUAUAGAUGUAGAUGUAGAGUUAGAGAUAGAGAAGACGGGGUCCAACUGCCGGAGAAUCCGAUCGGAAAUCGGAAUAGAGGCGCCGCUCUCCACCGUCUGGAAUUUGUUGACGGAUUACGAGAGACUGGCGGACUUCAUUCCCGGACUCGCCGUCUGCCAGUUGCUCCAGAAGUCGGAGAACUACGCUCGGCUUUUUCAGAUUGGAGAGCAGGACUUGGCGUUUGGGCUGAAAUUCAACGCGAAAGGAGUGGUGGAUUGUUAUGAGAAUCCUGUAGAGAGCAUUGCUAAUGAUUUGGGGGGUCUCACUCUGAAGCGUGAUAUUGAGUUUAACAUGGUUGAAGGUGACUUUGAAAUCUUUCGAGGCAAGUGGUCUCUCCAACAGCUUAACACUAGUGGGGAAAUAGCAUGUGAUCCUUUGAUAGACCAGAAAAUGCAAACAACAACUACUCUUUCCUACUUGGUUGAUGUAAAGCCGAAGAUGUUGUUGCCGGUUCAGCUGGUUGAGGGUAGACUCUGCAAGGAGAUCAAAAUAAACCUAGCUUGCAUCCGGGAAGAAGCACUGAAAAUGACUCGCGAAACUCUUCUUACUCGUUAGUGACACACCUACUGCAUCUGAUUGACAAUAGUAAAUAUGCACCUUAAUACUGGAAAUUUUGGAAUGUGAUCUUUUGUAUUCUUUCUCCAUUUGAGUUCCACUUGUACUGUCUCCUACUUCGGAUGAUAAUAUGGUGACUGAAGAGUUGUAUAGAGUUGUGAAUUAAUAUGUAUAUUCAUACAUUCAGGAGCCAUGAAUUUGAGUA
Messenger RNA from Rosa rugosa (rugosa rose), 1110 nucleotides. RefSeq lists its product as uncharacterized. The record is from RefSeq and is a predicted model, not a curated record. Bases 63 to 905 code for a protein of 280 amino acids. The transcript has 3 exons. Lineage: Eukaryota; Viridiplantae; Streptophyta; Magnoliopsida; Rosales; Rosaceae.